Molecule: messenger RNA, 1524 nt
Organism: Cimex lectularius (bed bug)
Lineage: Eukaryota; Metazoa; Arthropoda; Insecta; Hemiptera; Cimicidae
Gene: Dop1R2
Product: dopamine receptor 2
Exons: 3
Coding region: 95-1423 (442 amino acids)
Biological process (GO): adenylate cyclase-activating adrenergic receptor signaling pathway
Cellular component (GO): membrane
Molecular function (GO): G protein-coupled receptor activity
Source: RefSeq, a predicted model, not a curated record
GCGAGAUGGUCCCUCGCCGUGUGCCCGUCUGACGUUUCAGCUGUUGGAGUAACGGUUGAGUCGAACUCGAGUGUAUCGUCCAUCGACUCUGACGAUGAACUUGACCGGUUUCGAUUUCGAGAAUAAAAUCAACGCGUCCGACAACUUGACGGAGAGCGAGAUAUGGGAAAAGUUCUCCUCGAUGAGUCAGAGCAAAGCGAUUUUAGCGUCGGUCCUUUUGCUCUUCUCGAUGGCCACGGUCUUCGGGAACAGCCUCGUCAUCGCUGCAGUCGUCCGCGAGCGUUACUUGCACACCGCGACCAAUUACUUCGUCACCUCCCUCGCUUUCGCCGACUGUCUCGUCGGCCUGGUGGUGAUGCCAUUUUCGGCCAUAUACGAAGUGUUCCAACACAAUUGGUUUUUCGGGCUCAACUGGUGCGACGUCUGGAGGUCUUUGGACGUCCUGUUCAGCACGGCUUCCAUUUUGAACCUUUGCGUCAUAUCUUUGGACAGGUACUGGGCCAUCACUGAUCCUUUUAUCUAUCCGUCGCGAAUGAGCGAUCAUCGCGCCUGCAUACUCAUCGCCGGAAUCUGGAUCUGCUCGGGAGCAAUCUCGUUCCCGGCAAUUCUCUGGUGGCGAGCCGUGAGGACCGAAACGGUCCCGGUCUCCAAAUGCCCUUUCACAGACAAUCUCGGCUACUUGAUAUUCUCUUCCACAAUAUCCUUCUAUCUGCCUCUAUUCGUCAUGGUCUUCACCUACUACAAGAUCUAUAGGGCCGCCGUGGAACAGACGAGAUCGUUAAAAUUGGGCACCAAACAGGUCAUGAUGAACUUCACCAGGGGAGAAAUGGAACUGACACUCAGGAUCCAUCGCGGCAAGGGGCUCGGGUGUGAAACCAUCGACAAGGAGCUGUCUGACGACAUGGACGAAGAAAAAACCUUGUCCCUCAAUGGCACUUCUAAAAACCAGAAAGACCCCAACAAUAAAAAUAACGAGAAUUUCGUCCAAGGCCGCCAUCUCGGAAAGAACUUUUCCUUGAGUAGGAAACUGUCCAAAUUCGCCAAAGAGAAAAAAGCCGCCAAAACUUUGGGCAUAGUCAUGGGAGUAUUUAUUAUCUGCUGGCUUCCAUUUUUCGUCGUCAACCUCUUGUCUGGAUUUUGCACUUACUGCAUUUACGAAGAGGAACUCGUGUCGGCUAUAGUUACUUGGCUUGGAUGGAUCAACUCUGGAAUGAACCCUGUCAUUUACGUCUGCUGGAGCAAAGAUUUCAGAAGAGCUUUUGCAAGAAUACUGUGUAUAUGUCAAAGUGAAAAGGCAAGGCAUCGUUACAGAGGUGCCCUUAGAGCAAAGUACAGCCAGUGUUAUGGUGCUCAUUCUAUGGUACUUGCACCGGCCUCUGUUACCUACUCAACAGUAUGUCAGCAUGAUAUGUAUGCCAUAUAAAAGCAAAUACUUGUGUAGUUUAAAAGCGUAAAAAUAAAAUUUAAUUUUUUAUAAAAAUGAAGUGUUUAAAUAUUAUUCAUUCAUUUAUCUGUAAACUUACC